Messenger RNA from Diplodia corticola, 1014 nucleotides. RefSeq lists its product as uncharacterized. The coding region runs from base 1 to 1014 and encodes 337 amino acids. The transcript has a single exon. NCBI's taxonomy places the organism in Eukaryota, Fungi, Ascomycota, Dothideomycetes, Botryosphaeriales, Botryosphaeriaceae. The record is from RefSeq and is a predicted model, not a curated record.
AUGGCCUCGCCAUCAAAGCCCGCCCGCGCCGCCGCCACCAGCCCUGCCGCCGCCUCCACCUCCUCGCUGUCGCCCGGAGGCUCCGUCGACGGCCUGAGGAAGCUCCGGCUCCUCAACGCCUCGACGGCAGACCUGCCGGGCGCAGCAGCUGCCGCCGUUACCACCACCACCACCACCACCACGCCGCCGCUGCCGUCGCUCCUGGGCCGCUCACCUCCUCCCGCCCGCCUCCCGCUGCCCGUCGCGCUGCCCUCGCCCAGCAGCAACAACAACACCACCACCACCAGCACCGGCAGCAGCAGCAACACCACCACCACCACCCCGACCACCCCCCCGCGCCGCGCCCCGCGCUUCUCCACCGCGCCCCCCUCACCCGCGCCACGCUUCCCGCCGCCGCCGCCUCCCCCCGCCGCCUACAUCCCGGCCGGCGCGCGCCCGCGGCGCGUCGUCAACCUCCCCGUCGAUGCGUGCUGGGUGCGACCCUCGACGGUGCCCCUCCUCCCGCCCGCGCCAGUCCUCACGCCGACCGCCCCAGCGCGCACCGCGCCGCUGCGCACCGCACCACCACCAGCGCGCACCAUGCCGCCCGCGCCGCUGCGCAUCGCACCGGUGCGCUCGCCCGUCGCCGCCGCCACCGCCGCCAUGGCCGCCGAGAUCGCAGCGCGGCGCCGCGCGCGGCCGAUCCCCAACUUCUCGCGGCCGCUGUCCGGGCGCGGCGGGCGCGGCGCGUGGCCCGUCCGCUCGUCGUCGAUGAUGGUGCAUCCGCGGGGGCCGGUGGGGGUGGCGUUGUCGGAGGCGUUGCCCGGGAGGGGCUUGGUGGAGGGGUUGGAGGAGUGGGAGUUGUUGCCGUUUUGGGAGGAGAAGGAGGAGGACGAGGAUGAGGAGGAGGAGGAGGAGGAUGGGGAGGAGGAGGAGGAGGGGGAGGAGGAGGAGGAGGGGGAGGAGGCGGAUUGGCCGCUGGGCGAGAAGCCGCUGCCGCCGCUGCCGAGCGGGGAGGAGAGGAAGGAGGAGUAG